Ziziphus jujuba (common jujube) is the source of this 1189-nucleotide messenger RNA. RefSeq names its product calcium-binding allergen Bet v 3. The coding region runs from base 322 to 966 and encodes 214 amino acids. The transcript has a single exon. Gene Ontology annotation, molecular function: calcium ion binding; enzyme regulator activity. The record is from RefSeq and is a predicted model, not a curated record. Lineage: Eukaryota; Viridiplantae; Streptophyta; Magnoliopsida; Rosales; Rhamnaceae.
UAUACACACUAACACCCCAUCUUCCAUAUUCACCAAAAAAAAAACACCCCAUCUUCCAUAUAUUUUCGGUCUCUGUUUUCAUCUAAAGAGGAUCACCUCUGGUUCCUCUUGUUCUUCUUCUUAUUCUUCACCAAAAGAAUUGAUAUAUAAAAGAAAAAAAAGAUUUAAUUAUUAUUUUUUUUGUCUGAUUAGAUCAAAAUUAAGUUGUCCCAAAAUCCCAUUGCUCUGUAAUUGGGCAACAGGGCAUUGGGCAACUUGAACUGAUAAUCGAUCGUUACUGUUAUAUAUUGAUUCUUGUUGUAACUCAGAGGCCGCCAGGUCAUGGAAGCAGCAGCAUCCGCAUCUUGGGGUACAAGCAGCAGCACAAGCGCUUCUUCAAAAUCAUGCAAGCGCAGCUUGAGCAAGAAGUUGUCGUCGUCGUCGUUCAGUCUGAGGUGUCCGAGCCUGAACACGCUUCGUCUGCGUCGCAUAUUCGAUCUAUUCGACAAGAACAGAGACGGCACCAUCACAGGGCAGGAGCUGGGGCAAGCGUUGAACCUGCUGGGAUUGGAUGUGGAUAUGGCGGAGCUGGAGUCCACCAUUAACUCCUUUGUAAGACCCGGAAAUGAGGGACUAAUGUUCGAGGACUUCAAGGCCUUACACCAGUCGUUGAACGACACCUACUUCGGAGGCGACAUGGACGUGGAGCAAGAAGAAGAGGAGGCCGAUCAGGAGGAGGAAGAGGAGGAGAUGUCACAGGAGGAUUCGGACCUGACGGAGGCGUUCAAGGUAUUCGACGAAGAUGGAGAUGGAUACAUAUCGGCACAUGAAUUGCAAGUGGUGUUGGGAAAGCUUGGAUUUGCGGAGGGUAAUGAGAUUGACAGAGUGGAGAAGAUGAUAACAUCCGUGGAUCGGAACCAGGAUGGACGUGUUGAUUUCUUUGAGUUCAAGGACAUGAUGCGGAGUGUCCUGGUUCGGAGCGCUUGAUUUCAUUCUCUCUUUUUUUUCUUCUUUUUUUAUUUGGAUGUUAGAAUUUGAGAAUAUUAUUCUAGGCAAGUAUACAUUGGCAAAUGGAAUUUGCUCAUGUUCCAUUGUUGGUUUUCCCUUUCAUCCACUGACCUCCACCUUGUUUACUUUUCUUCUGUUAGUUUGUUUUUAUUUUUAUAUGUAUAUGUCCCUCUGUGGUAUUAAUUACCACCAUUUUCAUUUC